AUGGCUGCUGCCAAGGCGACUGGAACGGUCAAAUGGGGCUACGGCUUCAUCACCCCCGACAGCGGCGGCGAGGACCUGUUUGUUCACCAGACCGCCAUCGUGUCUGAGGGCUUCCGCUCCCUGCGCGAGGGAGAGCCCGUGGAGUUCUUUGUGGAGACCUCCGACGACGGCCGCCAGAAGGCGGUCAACGUGACGGGCCCCAACGGCGCAGCCCCCGAGGGCGCGCCCCGCCGCCAGUUUGACGACGGGUACGGCGCCGGCGGCGGCGGCGGCAGCUACGGUGGUGGCUUCGGCGGCGGCGGCGGCGGCGGCCGCCGUGGUGGCGGCCGCGGUGGCGGCGGCUACGGCGGCGGCGGCUACGGCGGUGGCUAUGACCAGGGUGGCUAUGGUGGCCAGCCCCCAAUUGCUUGCAACAUGUAA
Molecule: messenger RNA, 420 nt
Organism: Chlorella variabilis
Lineage: Eukaryota; Viridiplantae; Chlorophyta; Trebouxiophyceae; Chlorellales; Chlorellaceae
Exons: 7
Coding region: 1-420 (139 amino acids)
Molecular function (GO): nucleic acid binding
Source: RefSeq, a predicted model, not a curated record